GAAUGAUCCCACCGGACAAGAACCAAUAUGGCGUAGUUGUAAGCAAAAUUGUUUUCGGUAUGUCUCCUUACAAUGGACGAUAAUCACCAAAAAAAUAUCAUGGAUCCCGAAGAUAUCUACUCAAAGAUUGAUGUGGCACGGAGUAGAUAUCCUUACUGCAUUGUAUGGACACCCAUUCCCGUUUUAACAUGGCUUUUUCCUUUUGUUGGUCACAUGGGAAUUGCCAUGUCAUCCGGAGUGAUUAGAGACUUUGCUGGUCCAUUCUAUGUUUCGGAAGAUGAUAUGGCAUUUGGCAGACCUACAAAAUUCUGGCGAUUAAAUCCAGCAAAAGCUUCAAGUUUGCAAAACAGCUGGGAUGUGGCCAUUUCCUCCGCCUCAGAGGAAUACAAGCACCGAAUGCAUAACCUUUGUUGUGACAACUGUCACUCCCAUGUUGCCAUGGCACUGAACAUGAUGCAGUAUGACAAGUCAACCUCGUGGAACAUGAUCAAGCUGGCUUUCUACAUGUUUAUUCGUGGCAAGUUUGUCAGUUUGAGUGCAUUUCUGAAAACAUGGCUACCUUUCACUCUGGUUGCUGCUGGGAUCAUACUCCUUGUCAUUUUCUUGUGAACAGUGAACAAUCUGUAUAUUUCAAUCAUAAUUGUCUAUAGAUACAUGUUAGAGCUACUCCUAGCUUUUGGUCAGUUCAUUCCUUAAAUUCAUAUAGCAACAUAUCAAU
Molecule: messenger RNA, 718 nt
Organism: Orbicella faveolata
Lineage: Eukaryota; Metazoa; Cnidaria; Anthozoa; Scleractinia; Merulinidae
Product: transmembrane protein 222-like
Source: RefSeq, a predicted model, not a curated record